Molecule: messenger RNA, 455 nt
Organism: Cydia splendana
Lineage: Eukaryota; Metazoa; Arthropoda; Insecta; Lepidoptera; Tortricidae
Exons: 3
Coding region: 62-391 (109 amino acids)
Source: RefSeq, a predicted model, not a curated record
ACAUAAUAAGUCAUUGUUUUUUAAUUCGUAUUGGAGCGUUGGUGAUUAGCGACGUGCGAAUAUGCUGAGAUCGAGGGUCUUGGGCCUUCGGAGGGUCGUAACUGCGGUUCCACAAGUUACUAUACCACGUUUGACUCCCGUCAGGACUUACAGACUGCGCCAGGUAUGCGACGCGCACAUGAACGAGUUACCGAUACCGUGCGGGCCGUGGAAGCCCUGGUACGACGCCAAGCAAAACUUCUACAACAAAAUCUUCGUAGGCGGAAUCCUGUGGUUUCUGAUCUCGUUCGCGGUGAUGAUUCUGACUGACAGCAUUUACUUGAACUGGGGCCCGCCCCCGAACCCCGGCCCUCCCAGCGACAUGACCCAGGACUGCGAAGAUGAAGAGUAAAUUAUACCUUGUGACUUUGACAAUAAAGUUUCUUUCUCUUUGGCGAUAAAGGUUUUUCACUGCU